UUCAAUAAAUUUCAUGAAAGAAAGACUAAGAGAUUCUGUAGAGUGAAGAAAGAUGACGGCUAUGUCUCGAGCAACUGGUUUGCUUACUAAAAACCCAAUACUUCGUCUUCAACAGCAAAUGGGUAUGCCCUUCUUUUCCUCAUUUCCCUUCUCUACUACUUGCAGUAGCAGCAGCACUGAUAAGGUAUCCUUUAGUAACAUUGAUGACGCCUUAGCUUUUUUCAAUGACAUGCUUAGCAAGAACCCUCGGCCUAGUACUUAUGAUUUUAAUCAGUUACUGUCUGCAGCUAUGAGGAUGAAAAAACAUGAGACAGCAGUUUCUUUGUCCCAAGAAAUGGAACUUAGAGGAGUUAAACAUAAUGUCUUCACGCUCACCAUAUUGAUUAACUGUUUCUGUCACUUAAACCGUGUUGAUUUUGGAUUCUCUGUGUGGGGAAAAAUUCUUAAACGUGGUUUUGAGCCGGAUGUUGUAACGUCUACUACCUUAGUAAAUGGGCUCUGUAAAGAAGGUAAAAUGGGUGAAGCUGUGAAAUUGGUUGAUGAUAUGGUGGAAAGAGGGUAUAGACCUGGUGCAUAUACUUAUAGUGUGGUAAUAAAUGGUCUUUGUAAAGUUGGGAAAGCUGAUGUGGCUGUUGGAUAUCUUGAGGAAAUGGAAAAGCUAGGUUGUGUGCUGGAUACUGUUGCUUACAAUUCGGUAAUUGGGGGGUAUUGUUUGCAAGGAAAAGUAGAUGAAGCUAGAGAGGUAUUUGAUGUGAUGGUGAGUAAGGGCACUACGCAUGAUGUUUGUAAUUAUAACACCUUGCUUAAUGGAUAUUGUAAGAUGGAAAGGGUAGACGAGGCAAUGCAAGUUUUUGAUGAAAUGUUGAGAGAAGGUUUGGUUCCUACUGUAGUUACUUACAAUACUCUGAUAAAAGGUUUGUGUCGAGUGGGGAGACCUUGGGCUGCACAUCAGCUUUUCAGGAACAUCUCUGCUUGUGGCCUCACUCCAACCAUAAUAACUUACUCGACUUUGAUUGAUGGUUUCUGUGAACAAGGGAAUCUUGAUGAGGGGUGGGCAAUAUUUCAAGAGAUGCAAAAGAGUGCUUUGAAGCCUAACUUGGUAGUCUACACCAUCCUUAUUGAUGGUAUGUGCAAGUGUGGGAAGCUUAAGUAUGCUAAGGUAUUGUUUUCUAGACUCAUCGUGGAAGGAUUUCAGCCUGAUGUUCAUACCUACACUGUGUUAAUUGGUGGAAUUUGUAUAGAAGGAUCCCUAAUUGAAGCACUCAAACUUUUUAGAAAAAUGGAAGAGGACGGCUGCACACCAAAUGCUUGCUCCUAUAAUGUGAUUAUCCAAGGAUUUCUCCAACACAAGGAUACCUCAACAGCAAUGCAGCUUGUCUGUGAAAUGGUCAAUCGGGGAUUCUCUACAGAUGCUGCCACCAGAACCUUACUGCUAGAUCUACCCACCAAUGAUGGGAGUACUGCUCUUAAAAACUUGCCAGGGCUCUGUGAUGGUCAUCAAGAUGUAAAGGGUUUUGAUGCUUCAGUCUUCAUGAAUGAUGAUGAUGCUCUUGCACUUGCCACCAAAUAAAAACCAUUCCAUUGAGAGGCAUGCUGUUUGCAACAAGACCUUGAGAGGUUUUUCUGUGAAAGUGACAUGAUCACAGUGGAGCUUGACGAUUCAUGCCCAGGGUUGGUUAUAUGUGUUGCUACGCUUGCACUUGCCACCAGAUAUGGUGUGUUCUGGCCGGUGGUCCAUUUCUCGAUUUUACUGGCAGGAGAGACGGUGCUCAAUCGUAGUAUGAUGAAGCCAUGGAUGAGAUU
Populus euphratica (Euphrates poplar) is the source of this 1803-nucleotide messenger RNA. Its product is annotated as pentatricopeptide repeat-containing protein At1g12300, mitochondrial-like. Lineage: Eukaryota; Viridiplantae; Streptophyta; Magnoliopsida; Malpighiales; Salicaceae. Bases 53 to 1570 code for a protein of 505 amino acids. The transcript is spliced from 4 exons. The record is from RefSeq and is a predicted model, not a curated record. Gene Ontology annotation, molecular function: mRNA binding; protein binding.